Molecule: messenger RNA, 1974 nt
Organism: Tarenaya hassleriana
Lineage: Eukaryota; Viridiplantae; Streptophyta; Magnoliopsida; Brassicales; Cleomaceae
Product: glucan endo-1,3-beta-glucosidase 5-like
Exons: 2
Coding region: 391-1863 (490 amino acids)
Biological process (GO): carbohydrate metabolic process
Cellular component (GO): plasma membrane
Molecular function (GO): hydrolase activity, hydrolyzing O-glycosyl compounds
Source: RefSeq, a predicted model, not a curated record
AUUUCCAUCGUAUUAUAUUUUAUCGCUUUUCUGGUCUGGAGUUCCAAUCAGAGCACUUGCCUUUCAGACAUGAACAGACGAUAAAGGUAAGCGUUUCCAUGUUCGAUUUCCGGCAAAAGCUCAUGUAGAUUUCCGUCUCGAGCUUAUCUGCUUUCUUAUUCUUUCCUUUUCCCUCAAAACUUCUUCUUCUUCUUCUUCUUGAAUCCACCAAAAAAUAGCAAUAACAGUAAUAUUCAGGAUCAGUCUGGUUUCUGAUACUCUGACGAUUGAGCUAUCAGAUUCAAAACCCAUCUCUGUUCCUAGUCAAACCGAAGCUUCCCACGAAAUCUCUCACUGAUCAGAGCUCGCUCUCACCAUAAAAGUUGUUUUUUUCCUUCUGGGUUUGAUCCGAUGUUGUCCAAAGGAGUGGCUGUGUUCUUCGUCAUCGGUACUUUGUUGUACGGAAACUGGUGGGUCUGUGUCGGAGGCAUCGGAGUGAACUGGGGAACUCAGGCGACUCACCCUCUUCCUCCGGCGACGGUGGUGAGGCUUCUCCGUGAGAACGGUUUCCAAAAAGUGAAGCUCUUUGAAGCAGACGCGGCGAUCCUCAAGGCGCUUAGUCGGUCGGGGAUUCAGGUUAUGGUCGGAAUCCCUAACGAUAUGCUCGCUUCUCUUGCCGGAAGUGUUGAAGCCGCCGAGAGAUGGGUCGCUCAGAAUGUGUCCUCUCACGUCUCCUCCAAUGGCGUCGACAUCAGGUAUGUAGCAGUUGGCAACGAGCCUUUUCUGCAGACAUUCAACGGAACAUUCCUCACAACAACUCUUCCUGCUAUCCAGAAUGUCCAAUCAGCUCUCAUAAAAGCCGGUUUAGCGACUCAGGUGAAGGUAACCGUGCCCCUUAACGCCGAUGUAUAUCAGAGUACAUCCAACCUCCCCUCAGAAGGCGACUUCAGACCCGAUAUCCGUGACCUGAUGCUUCAGAUCGUUAAGUUUCUGAGUGAUAACCAGGCUCCGUUAACCAUCAACAUCUAUCCCUUCAUCAGCCUCUACAACGACCCGAAUUUCCCAGUGGAGUUUGCCUUCUUUGAUGGCGCUUCUGCACCUAUAAAUGACAAUGGACGAGCCUAUGACAAUGUUCUCGAUGCAAACCACGAUACCCUCGUGUGGGCGUUGCAGAAGAACGGAUUCGGGAACAUGCCCAUCAUCGUCGGGGAAAUCGGGUGGCCAACUGAUGGGGACAAGAACGCAAACUUGCAGUAUGCACGGCGGUUCAACCAAGGGUUCUUGAACCGUCAGAAAGCUGGUAAAGGAACUCCAAUGAGACCCGGAUCAAUGGAUGUUUACUUGUUCAGCUUGAUUGAUGAAGAUGCCAAAAGCAUUCAGCCUGGGAACUUUGAAAGACACUGGGGACUGUUCUACUUUGAUGGGCAGGCCAAGUAUGGGCUCAGCCUCGGUGGAACCAAUGCGAAUGGGCUGGUCCCGGCAAAGGAAGUACGUUACCUGGCUCGGAAAUGGUGUGUCCUGUCACCGUCGGCAAAUCUCGAUGACCCUCAAAUGGCACCGAGUGUGAGCUAUGCAUGUUCACACGCUGAUUGCACGAGUCUCGGUUAUGGCUCUUCUUGUGGUAAUCUUGACGCAAGGCAGAACAUUUCCUACGCUUUCAACAGCUAUUACCAGAUAAGCGAUCAGCUCGACAGCGCGUGUAAGUUCCCUGGCCUCUCUGUGAUCUCCAACACCGAUCCUUCUGUAGGAGAUUGCAAAUUCAGAAUAAUGAUCCAAGCAGAAACACCAGUAGCUGGUGGUAGCAAAGCCAGUGUUGCACCUCUAACCCAACCAGCUGAGUUGAUGCUGCUGCUCUUGUUGAUGUGCUCGUAUAUCGUUCUGUGAAUGUCAAGACAAGUGAGAGGUCUUCUGAGUUGAUUUUUCUUUUUCUUUUUAUGCUUUGCUGUUUAUGGAGAUUUAAGAGAAUUGAGAAUCCUGAAUUCUGUAUUGUAUGCA